AGCUUUUCAUAUUGAAAAUGGCAGACAUAUAUAUGGCAUGCAUAUAUGGCAUAUAUAUGGCAGAUAAAGCCUUUCAUAUUAAUUUCUUUCACUUAGUAAUAUGUCUUUUCAUGUCUCCAUAGCUCAUUUCUUUUUAUUGCUGAAUAAUGCCCCUUUGUCCAGAUGUGCCACAGUUUAUUUAACCAUUCGCCUCUGAGGGCCAUCUUGGUUUUUCCCAAGUUUUUGCCAUUAUGAAUAAAACUACUAUAAGCACCCGCACAAGUUUUUGUGUGACAUAAUUUUAAAACUCCUUUGGGUAAAUACCAAGGAACACAAUUGCUGGAUCAUACGGUAAGAGUAUGUUUAGUUUUGUAAGAAGCUGCCAAACUGUCUCCCAAAGUGUCUGUACCAUUUUGCAUUUCCCCCAGCAGUGAAUGAGAGUUCCUGUUUCUCCGCAUCUUCGCCGACCCUUGGGGUUCUCAGUUUUCUGGACUUUGGCCAUUCUAAUAGGCCUGCCUUCUCAGAACACUAUCCUUUUUCAGGAGAACAGCCCCAAGGAGGACUGAUCGUCUCCUACAAUAUUGAAAGCCAUGGCCCAGGGACCAGUGGUGUUCAGUGAUGUGUCUGUAGACUUCUCUCAGGAGGAGUGGGAAUGUCUGGACCCUGCUCAGAGGGACUUGUACAAGGAUGUCAUGUUGGAGAACUACAGCAACCUGGUGUCCAUGGGACUUUACAUUCCUAAGCCUCAAGUUAUCUCCUUAUUGGAACAAGGGAAAGACCCCUGGAUGGUUGGCAGAGAGCUGACGAGAGGCCUGUGUUCAGAUCUGGAAUCAAUGUGUGAAACCAAGUUACUGUCACUUAAGAAGGAAGUUUAUGAAAUAGAAUCAUGCCAGAGGGAGAUAAUGAGACUUACCAAGCAUGGCCUUGAAUACGCCAACUUUAGAGAUGUUCUAGAAUAUAGAAGCCACUUUGAAAGACAACUGGGAUAUCAAAAUGGGCAUUUUGGCCAAGAGAUAUUCACUCAUGAAUACAUGCCCACAUUUAUUCAACAGACAUUCUUUACUCUACAUCAAAUAAUUAACAAAGAAGAGAAACCCUAUGAAUGUAAGAAAUGUGGAAAGGUCUUUAGUCAGAAUUCACAGUUUCUUCAACAUCAGAGAAUUCAUAUUGGCGAAAAAUCUUAUGAAUGUAAGGAGUGUGGGAAAUUUUUUAGCUGUGGCUCACAUGUUACUCGACAUCUGAAAAUUCAUACUGGUGAAAAACCCUUUGAAUGUAAAGAAUGUGGAAAGGCCUUCAGUUGUAGCUCAUACCUUUCUCAACAUCAAAGAAUUCAUACUGGUAAGAAACCCUAUGAAUGUAAGGAAUGCGGAAAGGCCUUUAGUUAUUGCUCAAAUCUUAUUGACCAUCAGAGAAUUCACACUGGGGAGAAGCCUUACGAAUGUAAAGUAUGUGGGAAAGCCUUUACUAAGAGCUCACAACUUUUUCAACAUGUGAGAAUUCAUACCGGUGAGAAACCCUAUGAAUGUAAGGAAUGUGGGAAAGCUUUCACUCAGAGCUCAAAGCUUGUUCAACAUCAGAGAAUUCACACAGGUGAGAAACCCUAUGAGUGCAAAGAAUGUGGCAAAGCCUUUAGCAGUGGCUCAGCACUUACUAAUCAUCAGAGAAUUCACACCGGGGAGAAACCCUAUGAUUGUAAGGAAUGUGGGAAGGCCUUCACUCAGAGCUCACAGCUCCGUCAGCAUCAGAGAAUUCAUGCUGGUGAGAAACCUUUUGAAUGUCUUGAAUGUGGGAAGGCCUUUACUCAGAACUCACAACUUUUUCAACAUCAGAGAAUCCAUACAGAUGAAAAACCAUAUGAAUGUAAUGAAUGUGGAAAGGCCUUUAAUAAAUGCUCAAACCUUACUCGACAUCUCAGAAUUCAUACUGGUGAAAAACCCUAUAACUGUAAGGAAUGUGGGAAGGCCUUUAGUAGUGGCUCAGACCUCAUUCGUCAUCAGGGAAUUCAUACAGGAGAAAAACCCUGUAGCUGUCCCCAGAGUGGCCAAGACUUCAGCCGGCUCAGAAAGCUUGUAAUUCACCAGCGAACGCAGAAGGGAAAGAAGCUCUCACCAUGUGACGAGUGUGGAGGAGCCUUCAGUGAAAGGACAACAGACCUUAACUUUCCUGUGCCCCUCCCAGGGGAAAAGCUCCACCACUGUGUGGAGUGGUCCAGAGUCUUCAACUCAGGAUCUGCUCUGAGAAGGCACAAGAAGGACCACAUGGGAAAGAAAGCUCACACGUGUGAGGAAUGUGGGAAGGACUUCAGCCACAGCUCCAGCCUCUCCAUCCACCAGCAGGUACACACGGGUGAGAAGCCCUACAGAUGUGGUGUGUGCGGGAGGGACUUCAGCCGCAGCUCCAACCUCUCUAUCCACCAGCGCAUCCACACAGGGGAGAAACCCUUCAGGUGCCGUGACUGUGGCAAGGACUUCAGCUGCAGGGCAGCCCUGCAGAUCCACCAGAGGGUCCACACGGGAGAGCGACCCUACAGGUGUGCUGCUUGUAGGAGGAACUUCAGACAUCACUCAGCCCUCAAGAGGCACCAGAGGGUGCACACAGGGGAGAAGCCCUGUCCUUGUGCUGUGUGUGGGGAGGGCUUCAGUCAGAGAGUCCACCUGCAGACGCACCAGAAGACGCACUGUAGGGAGAUGCGUCCAGGAUUGGGCUCCGCGCAUGCAGGUGCCUUCCAGAGCUGAGGGAAUGCCAGGGCGUGGGAGCAGAGGUGCAUGGCAUGGAUCAGGCUUAAUGGUCCAUGGUGCUUUUUAGUGUGUACCCAGAAAGGAACAGAGAUUAUGUGUGCCAGUUGAUAAAUUUUCACAUAGUGAACACACCUGUGUCCAGCACUUGGCAGGAGAAAUGGAACAUUCCCAGCCCUCCCAAAAGACCCCUACUAGUUGCCCCUUUCCAUUCACGACCCCACAGAGGGAAUCACCGUCCUGACUUGUAAAACCACAGAUUAGUUUUGCAAGUUCUAGAAUAUCAUAUAAGUGGAAUUAUAUAGUAUAUAAUCUUUGAUGUAGGGAGAUUUAUUCACUUAACAUCUGCAAGAAUCAUUCAUGUCGUUGCACGUAUUUAGAAGUUUAAUUUUAUUAUGUAGUAGUAUUCCAUUGUAUGAAUGAACCACUGUUUGUCCAUUCAUCUGUUGAUGCACGUUUACAUUUGGGUUAUUUCCAGGUUUUGGUUGUUGUAAAUAAAGUUGCUGUGAAUAUUUGGUACACAUCUUUGUGUACAAAUAUUCUUUAGUUUCUCUUGGGUAUAUACUUAGGAGUAGAAUUGAUGGGUAUACCAAAACUUUUUUAAAAACUGAGCUUAUUAAAAUCCAAAAAUACAUGAUUAAUUUUCACUACAUAUCAAUAUACAUAUUAUGUCAUCAAAUAGUAAUGCCUUGUACAUUGGAUUUUUACUUAUACUUGGAAAUUUUCAAACAAACGUAGACAUGGAACAGUAUAUCAAACACACAUAUCCCCAUCACCUAGCUUCAAUAAUAAAUUCAGGAUAAAUUCUGUUUUCCCUGUUCCACCUUCCCUCACACACAAUUCUGAGGUAAUUUAAAGCAAAUCAUAGACUAGGAUAUUGUGCCAUCUGUAAAUACUUUAGAUCUUCAAAAAAAAAGAUGUAUUAAAAAUUUUCUUUCAUAGAAUCACUCUUUUGCUUUAAAAUUUUUUAUAUUGAAGUGAAAUUUAGAUAACAUAAAAUUCACUGUUUUAAACAUUUCAGAAUGUACGUUUUAGUAGUUUUUAGUACAUUCACAACAUUUUGCAACCAUCACCACUGUCUAAUUCUGGAGGGUUUUCAUCAGGCCAAAAAGAUCCUCCAUUACUAUUUAUCAUUCUUCAUUCUCUCCUUCCCCCAGCCUGUGGCAACCACCAAUAUACUUUCUGUCUGUAUAGAUUUACCUUUUCUGGGCAUUUCAUAUUUAUGGAAUCAGACAAUAUGUAGCCUCUUAUAUCUGGCUUCUUUGAGUUAGCAUAAUGUUUUCAAGGUGCAUCUUUGUUCACAUAUCAGUACUUCAUUGCUUUUUUACGGCUGAACAGCAUUUCAUUGUAUGGAUAGACAGCAUUUCAGAAUCAGUUCUUUAGCUGAUGGACAUUUGGGUUUUACUUUGUGGCUUUUUUGAAUAAUACUACUAUGAACAUUCAUGUACAAGUUUUUCAUUGAGCAUAUGCUUUUUAAUUCUCUCGGGUAUUUAUGGAUAGGAGUUGGGAGAGUGGGUCAUAUGGUAAUUCUGUUUAACUGCUUGAGGAACUGCUGAAUUGUUUUCCAUAGCAGUUGUACCAUUUUACUUUUGCCACCAGCAAUGUAUGAGAGUUCCAGUUUCUCCACAUCCUCACCAACACUUGUCAUUUCCCAUUUGUCUGCUUUGUUUUUAAUCAUAGCCAUGCUAGUGUCUGUGAAGUGGUAUCUUAUUGUGGUUUUGAUUUAUUACAUUUUCCUAAUUACUGAUGAUUUGAAUUUCUUUUUAUGAAUUUAUUGGCCAUUUGUAUAUCUUCUUUAGAGAAAUGUCUAUUUAAGUCAUCUGGGACUGUCUUGACAUUUCUCCUCCUUUUCUUGAAGGAUAGUUUUACUGGAUAUAGAAAUCUUGGUUAUGAUCUUAUAAUCCUUUUUAUUUCUGUAAGGUCAGUAGUAAUGUCCCCACUUUCAUUCAUGAUAUUAGUAACUUGAGUUUUCUUUUUUCCUUAGUCUAUUUAAAGGUUUAUCAAUUUUGCUGAUCUUUUCAAGGAACUAACAUUUGGUUCUGUUGAUUCUCUAUUAUUUUUCUUUUCUCUAUUUUAUUUGUAUCCUUUCUAAUAUUUAUCAUUGCCUUCCUUCUGCUUACUUUAUGUUUAUUUGGUAUUUUUUCUAGUUCCUUAAGGUAGAAGUUUAGGUUAUUGAUUUGAGAUCUUUUUAAUGUAGCAUUUUACAGCUAUAGAUUUCCCUCUGAGUACUGCAUUAGCUGCAGCCCAUACCUUUUGUUGUGUUUUGUUGUUGUUGUUGUUGUUGUUGUUGUUAAUUGAAGUAUAGUCAGUUUACAAUGUUGUGUUAAUUUCUGGUAUACAGUAUAGUGAUUCAUUUAUACAUAUAUAUAAAUAUAUAUACUCCUUUUCAUGUUCUUUUUCAUUAUAGGCCAUUACAAGAUAUUAUAGUUCCCUGUGCUAUACAGUAGGACGUUGUUGUUUGUCUAUUUUAUGUAUAGUAGUAUCUGCUGUUGUGUUGUGUUUUCAUUUUCAUUCAUCUCAAAGUAUUUUCUAAAUUCUAUCAUGAUUUUUUUCUUUGAUCCCCUGGUUGUUUGAGAGAGUGGAUUUAAUUGCCAUUUAGAUGUGAAUUUUCAAAUUUCCUUCUGCUAUUAAUUUUUAAUUUCAUUCCAUUUUGGUCAAAGAAAAUACUUCGUAUGGUUUCAGAGUUUAUAUAUUUAUUGAGACUAGUUUUGUGGCCUAAUAUAUGGUCUACCCUGAUGAAUAUUCCAUAUAUACUUGAUAAGAGUGUUUAUUCUAAUGUUGUUGGGUGGAGUGUUUUGUAUAUGUCUGUUUGGUCUAGUUGUAGUUGUUUUUUGAUUCAUAUAGAAUCAAGAUGAGUUAUAGACCAAAAUUAUACUAAUACUGACUUUUAUAUUUACCUGUGUAGUCACCUUUAUUGGUAUUCUUUAUCUCUUCAUGUGGAUUUGAGUUGUCUAGUGCCGUUUCAUUUCAGCCUGAAGGGCUUUCUUUAGCACUUUCUAAAGGGCAUGUCAAUACUGAUGAACUUUCUCAGUUUUAAUUCAUCUGGGGCUAUCAUGACAAUUUCUCUUCCUUUUUUUGAUUUUUUUUUUAAUAUUUUACCAAAUAUAGAAAUCUUGGCUGACAGUUUUGGUUUUUCUUUUUCAACACUUUGAAUGUGUCAUCCCACUCUUUCUGGCCUUCAUGGUUUCUAAUGAGAAAUCAGCUGUUAAUCUUGUUAAUAUUCUUUGUACAUUUUGCCGCUUUAAAUAUUCUAUCUUUGGCUUUUGGCAGUAUGAUUAUAAUUUAUCUGUGUGUGAAUCGCUUUCAGUGUAUCCUAAUGAGGAGUUUCUUGAGAUUCUUAGAUGUGUAGAUCAUUAUUUUCAAAUAUUCUUUCUUCCCCUCCCCUUAUCCAGUUUGGAAUUACCAUUUUUGAGUAUGUUUGAAUGCUUGAAAUUGUCCCACAGACCUCAGGCUCUAUUCAUUUUUUUUUUUUUUUUUUUGUCUUUUUGCUCCUCAGACUAGAUAAUUUCAUUUGACUUGUCUUCAAGUUUGCCAGUUUUUUUUUUCUGCCUGUUCAACUCUACUAUUGAAUCUUCUAGUGAAUUUUUCAUUUCAAUUAUUUUAUUUUUCUGCUCUAAAUUCUCAGUUUGACUCCUGUAUAUAAUUUUUUUUUCUUUAUUGAUAUUUUCUUUUUGGUGAGAAAUUGUUCUCAUGGUUUCCUUUAGCUCUUUGAACAUAUAUAUAAGUAAUUCAUUUCAGGUCUUUUUGUGUUAGAUCUAAUGUCUGAGCUUCCUCAGGGACAGUUUCUGUUUCUUUUCCCAGUAUAUGAACUAUACUAUUUUUUGCAUGCUUUUUUUGUAGUUUUUUCUUGAAAACCAGAUAUCUUGAAUAUAAUAAUGUGGCAAGUCUGAAAAUCACAUUUGCCCCUUUCCCCUGGGUUUAUUUUUGGUUCUUGUUACAGUUGAUAUGACUAGUUUGUUUAGUGACUUAACUGAUUUUAUAGAAUCAAGUAUAUUGUUUUUCAUUUUCAAAUAUCUGUUCCAUUGUCUUGUGUUGAGCUAGCAAUUUGACCAAGAUUUCUUUUGCCUGGAACCAAAGAUAAUCACCCAGUCUUUGCUGAUGUACUGUAUCUGUGUUUGGCAUACCUUCAGACUUAGUUAGGCAAGUUGCAACUGUGUCUUGGCCUUCACUUCCUCCUUGCACAGAGCCUGAAGAUCAGCCAGAAGUGAAAGUUUAGGACUUUAUCUGUUAAAAACUCAUAUAGAUAUAAAUAGAAGGCUAUUUAUUGAAAUACUAGUUUUGGUGAUAAAAAAGUACUUUGACAUCUUAAAUUAUAUGUAAUUUAUAUGACACAUAUAUAUGUGGGAUAUAUAUAGGGAUGUGUGUGUGUGUGUGUGUGUGUGUGUGUGUGUGUGUAUACAUAUAUAUAGUCAUAUUAUCCUGUCAUUAUAUCCUGUCAUAUAAUGGAAAAUACUUUAACUCUUACAAGGAAUGAGUUUGCUCUUUAUCUACUGUCCUGAUGUGUUUCAUGGUAAACUGCUAUAUGAAAAAGUAAAAUGGUUUAUAAUAAAAUAAUGAAAACAAGAAACCUGGUAUAUACUUUUGUAUGUUUUCAAAUACUUACAUGAAUCCUGGAGAACAUUGUG
This is a messenger RNA of Camelus dromedarius (Arabian camel), 7339 nucleotides long. It is a transcript of the gene ZNF383, whose product is annotated as zinc finger protein 383. Gene Ontology annotation, cellular component: nucleus. The transcript has 6 exons. The record is from RefSeq and is a predicted model, not a curated record. Gene Ontology annotation, molecular function: RNA polymerase II cis-regulatory region sequence-specific DNA binding; DNA-binding transcription factor activity, RNA polymerase II-specific. Gene Ontology annotation, biological process: regulation of transcription by RNA polymerase II. The coding region runs from base 570 to 2714 and encodes 714 amino acids. NCBI's taxonomy places the organism in Eukaryota, Metazoa, Chordata, Mammalia, Artiodactyla, Camelidae.